This is a messenger RNA of Emericellopsis atlantica, 1495 nucleotides long. RefSeq lists its product as uncharacterized. The transcript has 2 exons. The coding region runs from base 225 to 1376 and encodes 383 amino acids. The record is from RefSeq and is a predicted model, not a curated record. NCBI's taxonomy places the organism in Eukaryota, Fungi, Ascomycota, Sordariomycetes, Hypocreales, Bionectriaceae.
CCGGGGAGGAGAACUACUGCAGGAGAAGGGUUGCUUCGUCAAGGGGAGGAGAAAUGGUGAAGGGGAUUUUCUAAAAGGGGAUAUAAAGAGCAACAGAGAGAACAAGCGCGGUUUGGAUGCCGAUUGUUGCCGAUUGUUCACAACUGCGACGUACUUCCUGCUAACUACCAAUUUGUUUCGCUGCGAGGACAAGGAGAAGUCCGCGACCGACCACAGAGAUCAUCAUGUCACCACCCAGACCCUCGCCGUUGCGGGAAGCACACGAUGGCUCGUCAUCGCAGCGCAGCGACAGCCUGCGCUCCUCCUUGUCGGCCUCCUCCCUCUAUCAACCCAUGAUGCCCCCCAUAGCUGAGCACGAGACACACCACAGCAACCGCUACUCUCAGGUCUACAACCGGAAUAUCAUAUGGCCACAGCCAGGCACCCCUCUCCGCGUACCGAGAAAGUCGCCUCGAAGGGCGCUGGCGAGGAGUCAGGCCCUGGCGGCGGCCGCGGCCGCGAGAGCAGCCGAGGGAUCGAUAGGGGAGAAGGAUAGCAACUGCAUGCCGCCUCCGCCGUACGGGAAUACUUCGCCACCACGAUAUGGCGAGGAUGUCAAGGGGGCGGCUGCAGCUGGAGGACCAGCUGGCGAGGAGAAGAGUAGCUGGAGAGAGAGACAGUGGUUCGGCCGGCGAAGGACAAGAUGGUGUCUCUCCGGACUGUUGAUCAUGAUACUUCUUGGGUUGAUUGUCGGCUUGUCCGUUGGGCUCACCUUGGGCCGGAAGAAUGGGGGCGGCAGCUCAAAGAGCGACGGAUCUACCCCAGAGCCAUCGAAACCGGUGUUCCCCGAGGGAUCGUACUCCUUCGAGACCACCCUCCAGCGCCAGGCGACGUCCUGCACAUCUCGCGAGUCGACGUGGCGAUGCUACCCGUACAAAUCCGGGUCGAACGCGACCUUUUUCUGGAUCCUGUCGACCUCAGAGGAUAAUGACCUUGUGGUCACGUCGUCCGAGAAUCCCUUUGCGCCCACCUUUGCCAAUCUGACGACCAAGCUGGAGGACAAGGGGUCCGCCAACGAGAGGGUCACCUUUGAGUUCGACAUGGAGAGGACAAUCGUGCCCAGCGACGCUCUCACCUCGGCGAACCGCGCGGCCAAGUGCACGUUUCUCGAUACGAAAUUCCAGGCUACGCUGUGGACGCGACGGGGCGUGACGGGCAACCCGGACGCCCAGGCCAGCGACAAGUUCCACGCGUGGCCGGGCGACGUCGAGAUCACGCAGACGAAGAAGGCGGUGCUGGGCCAACCCGAGUGCGUGGACGACAGCGGCGUCAAGAUUGCCGAUGUGCAAGCCGGCAGUGGGGAUUGCGUGUGCGACUAUGCGAACUUUGAGCUUUGAUUGACUUGGGACUGGAUAUUUGAAACGACAUGAUACCACGGAGGGACGGGAGGAGUAAUCUUUGUUUUCAGGUAAACGGGCAAUAAAUAGUAUACGCUAAUAGUUCUAAUGCGAUGAGA